GACGUCACUUCCUUCUUUCUCUUCGACCACCGCCAUAGUGGUGAAAGGACUGUGGAGAAGAUGUCGUCCCACAAGACUUUCAGGAUCAAGCGUUUUCUCGCCAAGAAGCAGAAACAGAACCGGCCUAUCCCUCAGUGGAUCAGAAUGAAGACCGGUAACAAGAUCAGGUACAACUCCAAGAGGAGACACUGGAGAAGGACCAAGCUCGGCCUGUAAACACGAUGUUCUGAGGAUUCCUCCUCGACAUCUGUCUGGACCUCCAGCUGCUGGGCCGGACCACAGGGAGGGAUCUGUUGUCUGGAGCAGCAGUCGUUUUGUACAGUUACUCUGGUUCAUGCUCAUGUUUGACAAUAAAAGAUCAGUGAUCAAACUUGAAAA
This is a messenger RNA of Nematolebias whitei (Rio pearlfish), 378 nucleotides long. RefSeq names its product ribosomal protein L39 (gene rpl39). Gene Ontology annotation, biological process: translation. Gene Ontology annotation, cellular component: ribosome; cytosolic large ribosomal subunit. The record is from RefSeq and is a predicted model, not a curated record. The coding region runs from base 61 to 216 and encodes 51 amino acids. NCBI's taxonomy places the organism in Eukaryota, Metazoa, Chordata, Actinopteri, Cyprinodontiformes, Rivulidae. Gene Ontology annotation, molecular function: structural constituent of ribosome. The transcript is spliced from 3 exons.